Molecule: messenger RNA, 3561 nt
Organism: Solanum lycopersicum (tomato)
Lineage: Eukaryota; Viridiplantae; Streptophyta; Magnoliopsida; Solanales; Solanaceae
Product: transcription factor bHLH49-like
Biological process (GO): regulation of DNA-templated transcription
Cellular component (GO): nucleus
Molecular function (GO): protein dimerization activity; DNA-binding transcription factor activity
Source: RefSeq, a predicted model, not a curated record
UUGCUACUUUUGGGUCUUGUCCUUCUCAGUUUCAGAGCUGGGCUUAGGAAGUUGAGUCUCUGAGUGAGUAUUUAUGAUGCUCAAAUUAAUGUUUCUCAUUAUUUUCAAUUUGCUGUACUUCUGAACAUUUAUUGAACUGGGAUUGUGUUUUCUUGGACAUUGGUGGAGCUUCAAAUUUUUUUUUUGAAGCAUAGCUUGGGACUUUGUUUCUCCCUUUGUGUGUAUAUUGAGCUGAGAUUGUGUUAUUUUGGUAAUUUUGAAGGAAAGUUUGGAACUUUGGUUCUUCCUUUGUGUGAAUUGAAUUGGGGUUGGGUUUUCUUGGACAUUGGUGGCACUUUUUUUUAAGGUUAUUUUGAAGCAAAGGUUGGAACUUUGUUUCACCCUUUGUGUGAAUUGAACUGGGAUUGUGUUUUCUUGGACAUUGGUGGCACUUAAUUUUUUGGUAAUUUUGAAGCAAAGGUUGGAACUUUGGUUCUUCCUUUGUGUGUAUUGAACUGGGAUUGUGUUUUCUUGGACACUAGUGGCACUUUUUUUUCUUUUUUUGGUAAUUUUGAAUCAAAGUUUGCAACUUUAGUUCUUCCUUUGUGUGAUUUGAACUGGGGUUGUGUUCUCUUGGACAUUGGUGAUACUUUUCUUUGUAAUUUUGAAGCAAAGCUUGGAACUUUGUUUCUCCCUUUGAGCAUAUUGAACUGGGAUGAUAUUUUCUUGGACAUUGGUGAUACUUUUCUUUGUAAUUUUGAAGUAAAGCUUGGAACUUUGUUUCUCCCUUUGAGUAUAUUGAACUGGGAUUGUGUUUUCUUGGACAUUAGUGGCCCUUUUUUUCUUUUAUUUUUUUCUGCGGGUAAUUUGAAGCAAAGCUUGGUACUUUGGUUCUUCCUUUAUGUGAAUUGAACAGGGGUUGUGUUUUCUUGGGCAUUGGUGACUUUUUUCUUGGUAAAUUUGAAACAAAGCUUGGAACAUUGUUUCUCCCUUGUGUACUGAACUGGGGUAUUGUUAGCUACCUCUUCUCCAGUUGUUUGGGAGCAGGUAGCUUGACUGGUUUCUCUGUCUGCUUUUUUUUACCAAGCUUGUUGGAGGAAUUCUCCUAAAUUUUCUGGUGUAGUUACUUUCUUAGUUUUAUUUUCAUCUGUUGAACUAGAUUUUUUGAAUUAUUUUUUAAUCUUUAGGCACAAAACUAUAAUCUUGUUCCUUCAAUUUCUCUACCUGUAUGGAUGUGUAAUGAAGUGGAGGCAUUUCACCAGCUGAACAAUCGAUCCCUCUCGUCGGAUCUUUGAAAGUGGCCAAUUGUUUGAUGUGUAUCUUAUAGAUUGUUAAUCUUGAGGCAAGGGGAUUUUUUUUUUUAGUUUAAGUUUGAUUCAUUUCCCAAAUAAUGGAUAUGGGUAGCAAGAAUGAUACUCAAGGACAAAAGAGGAACAAGGAUGCUACUAAUUUUCAGUCACCAAACAUAUCGUUGGACUGGCAAUUAAGUGGAAGCAACUUGACAAAUGCAUCAAUGGGGAUGAUCCCUAAUAGCAAUCCUUUAGUAGAUUCAGUUUUUCCCACUAUUUGGGAUCGGCCUCCCAAUUCGUCACACUUAGGUUUCUAUGGUAAUAAUAAUGCUAAUGCUCAAAUCAGUCCUUGCAUUAUGAAUCAGCACGAGACUGCAGCAAUUGGCUCGGUCCCUACGAGAGGUAGUAUGAGUUGGAAUCCACUGAAUUCGAUGCUGAAAGGGGCUAUGUUUGUACCACCUAUUCCUGGAAUGAUUCCUCAAAGCUUAGCUCAGCUUCCAGCUGAUUUGGGUUUCAUUGAGAGAGCUGCAAGGUUUUCGUGCUUCAGUGGAGGAAACUUCAAUGAUAUGAUGAACCGGCCUUUAAGCGUCCCUGAGUCUACUAAGCCUUGUUAUAGGGGACCGGCACCAACGUGGAGAACCGAAGAGGUUCUUGCAAGCAGCGGGUUAAACUCACCCUCUGCUGUGGACCCUUGGAAGCAGAACAUACGAAGUGGUGUUGAUGGUUCCAAAGAUGUUUCUUUACCUCAUGAGAACAAAACUCAUGAGCAAAGCCCUCUCAAGAUUGAGAAGAAGAAUGAAAUAUUUGCGAGGUCUCGGGAUGAAGGAAAAGAAUCAGUUGGAUUGUCUGGAAAUGAGUCUGAUGAAGCUGAAUGUAGCGGCCGUCAAGAGGAAAUGGGAAGUGCCGGACUGGAAUCUUCCCCGAAGAGCCUUGGCUCAAGGAAAAGGAAAAAAUAUAGUCAGGGUACCGAGCAUGAUCGAAUGAAGCGAGUACAACAGCUGCCAGCUGAACCUGAUAAAGAACUAAUUGAAACUCAGAAAGGAGAUGGACGCUUACAUUCACCUUCUAGCAAGCAUGGCGGAAAAAACAGUAAACAGAGGUCUCAGUCUUCAGAUCCACCUAAAGAAGAUUACAUACAUGUUCGAGCUCGAAGAGGCCAAGCGACGAACAGCCAUAGUCUUGCAGAAAGAGUAAGGCGAGAGAAAAUAAGUGAAAGGAUGAAAUUUCUGCAGGAUCUUGUACCUGGUUGUGACAAGGUCACUGGUAAAGCUGUAAUGCUGGACGAAAUCAUUAAUUAUGUUCAAUCUUUGCAAAGACAGGUUGAGUUCCUCUCGAUGAAGCUUUCAACAGUAAACCCAAGGCUAGAUUUUAAUCUUGAUGGGGUCCUUACAAAAGAUUCACAAGCAGGUCCUUCGUCCGCACUUGCGUUUUCACCUGAUAAUAUGACCAUGACUUAUGCUUCUUUGCAUGGAUGGCAAUCUGGUCUGCUUCAAUCAGGUCUUCCUGGUGAUGGAAAUUACAUUGAUGCGUUCCGUAGAUCCAACACCCAACUCUCCUCUAUGAGUGGUGGCUAUAGAGAUCCUUCAUCUCAGGUACCUAGUGUAUGGGAUGAUCAGCUGCAUAAUGUUGUGGAUAUGGGAUUCACUUCAACUGCACCCCUCGAUUGCCAGGAUUUAAGUUCUUUGCCACCCGACCAAAUGAAAACAGAACCUUGAAAUGUUUCAAAUCGUCAACCGGAUACACUUUCUGUUUCUAUGGGGAGUAAGUUGCAUAGAUCAUCGUAGCACUGAGUGAGUUCACAUGUUUGGGGAGUUAUCACGCGGUGAUAUCCCCAUCUUUCAAAAAGUGCUCCCUCCCCACAGUCGAAGGAGUUCUGAGUUCAGUUGUACAGCAAGUCCACAAAAUGUUCCCUUUUUUAUGCUCAUUCUAUAUAGGUUACAAAAAGUGAAGAUUUAUACAACAUGUUUGUGAGAUUAUUCCAUCAACACAUGCAAAUGAGGGUUCAAGAAUUUAUGCGUUCCGGAUACUAUAUGCAAGCCUCUCUACCUUCCGUGUACACUCUACACUCUCCAGACCGUACUUUGUGAAAUUACAUUGAAUAUAUUGUUGUUGUUGGUACUAUUUACAAGCUUAAUGGAGAAUAGCCAUUCAUGUUUUAGUUAUAAUUUGUUGUGUCAUUGAAAGGCGAAAUGGUUGUAGUACCCUUAAUCUGUAUUGGAAGUAACUUGAAAAAUGUGUGCUUUGUAUAAAAGAAAAGAAUGAAUAUAUUUAUGUAGUUCUUUGAAUUUUCACG